Molecule: messenger RNA, 2134 nt
Organism: Symsagittifera roscoffensis
Lineage: Eukaryota; Metazoa; Xenacoelomorpha; Acoela; Convolutidae
Product: polypeptide N-acetylgalactosaminyltransferase 13-like
Exons: 5
Coding region: 199-2028 (609 amino acids)
Biological process (GO): protein O-linked glycosylation
Cellular component (GO): Golgi apparatus
Molecular function (GO): polypeptide N-acetylgalactosaminyltransferase activity
Source: RefSeq, a predicted model, not a curated record
AAUUGCUUUUUCAAGUGUGCGCAUAUGGUUUUGUUUGAGACCAACAAAUCAAAUCAUUUUACUUAAUCAUGUCGUUACACAAAAUAAUGCAAAAUAGACCUGCUUUCGCAGUUUGAAUUGGAACCAUCUUUUUGGUUUUUUGUUCUAUUAAGUUGAUUUCCACACAGAAAAAAAUUCUGUAAAUUUGUUUGCAGCCCGAUGUAUGCGCUUCGCGUAUUUCGUAUGCUGUUGCCACGGAGACGUGUUUUUUGUACUUGGCUAAUCACAGCAGCUAUAAUUUAUGCUGGCUAUUUUCAUCUUCAUACGCCAAAAGAGAAACAAUCCAAAGACAUCUCUCAUCAACGCCGUUAUAAUCACAAUGUUGAUGUCGACCAGGGGAGGAACAAGAACGACGCAGAUGAAAGAACGGCGCGUUUGGACUAUAAGGGGGUGAACAUGUUGGUCACGGAGGGGGAGUCGUCGGUGUUUCCUAAUCAGUGGAAAGAGGGCAUCAAAGAUCCAUUUUAUAACUUGACAAUGGCUGGCAGCGACAACAGUCCCGGCCAAGAUGGAGCGGCAGUUGUGCACAUUGGGGCUGAGAAGGAGGAGGCGGAGAGGAGGUUCAAGGAGAACAACUUCGACAUAGUGGCCAGCGACAGGAUACCCCUCAACAGACGAGUGAGGGACUUCAGACACCAAGACUGCAACAACCUCACCUACGACACAGAUCUUCCCUCUACUUCGAUAAUAGUCAUCUUCUACAAUGAGGCUCCGUCUGUUCUCCUCCGAACUGUCACCAGCCUCCUCAACAGAACUCCGCACAAGUACCUGCAUGAAAUCAUUAUGGUGGACGACCACAGUGAUCACUCUUACAUUAAGGACACUCUUCCUUCUGCAGUCAAGUUCUUAUUCCCGCCUCUGGUAAAAUUAACCCGCAACAACCGACGUCUGGGACUCAUCAAAGCACGCAUGGCGGGAAGUGACAAGGCAACAGGGGAUGUGUUGGUCUUCUUCGAUUCACACGUGGAGGUGGGUCCCGGUUGGCUGGAACCUCUUCUGCACCGAAUCAAGCAGGACGACAGAGUGGUUGCUCUUCCUGCUCACGAUACUAUUGUUAACACAGGAUUUGAGUUUUCGGGGAUGCAAACCAGUGACAAUCAGGGUACGUUUAAUUGGGGCUUACUGCAACAAUGGCAAUUUCUACCCGAUUUCGACAGGAAAUUAAUCAAAACCAAAGCAGAUCCAGUGAGGUCUCCGACUAUGUCUGGUUGUCUCUUCUCUAUUUCCAGAAGAUGGUGGGAGCAUUUGAGUAGAUUCGACCCUGGAUAUGAAGUCUGGGGCGCCGAAAACCUGGAACUUUCGUUCAAAACGUGGAUGUGCGGCGGACGUAUGGAAAUCAUACCUUGUUCGCAUGUUGCUCAUCUGUUUCGUUCAGGUUCCCCGCACAAAGGUCACGUGGACAACUAUUACGCAAGAAACCAGAAGCGACUAGCCGAUGUUUGGCUAGACGAAUACAAAGAGAUCGUUUAUUUACGACAUCCGGAACUAGUCGGUCUCGAUUCUGGAGAUAUUUCGGGGCAGGUCGCCCUACGUAAAAGACUUCAAUGUCAUCCAUUUAAGUGGUUUUUAGAAAACGUAGUCCCUGAUUUAUACGUUCCAUCUGUUAAAAUUCAAGCAGGCGGUGGCUUGAAAACAUUCAAUGGUAGAUGUGUUGAUACCAUGCAAAAGGAUUCCGGCAUUGCUCAGUUAUACCACAUGUGCCACUUUAAAAACUCACAAAACUUCCACCUUACAGAAGAAAAUGAAGUCCGAGGCAGCGUCGAAAUAUGUCUUCAAUCCGACCAGCAACACAGCCGAGUUGUCAUGUCUAAAUGCGAUGGGAACAAAAAUCAAAUCUGGAGCCACGCUGGUCCAAAUACGACUAUCAAAGCCGAUUCAAUCCGCUCCUCAAAUAUGUGUAUUACAGUUAACGGAGAUAAUCUUGAGUUAGCGGACUGCAAUCCUGACGAUAUUAAGCAACUAUUUUAUUUUCAGUUUUAUAUGAAAUAAAACAAAGCCAAAAAUAAACAUUAAGAUCGCUCAUUGGAUGCAUAUACGAUAACGACUUUGUGAAACUUCAUUAAAAUAUAUUAUACGUAUAUAUUAAAAGGUUAAA